AUGGCAGCUCCAUUCCCUUCUCCAACAGCAACAUGGCACUCGCACACAUACCAAUCCUUAUCUCCAACUCGCCCUGAGCUUUCUGCCAAGGACAAGACGGUCCUAAUCACCGGGGGAGGCUCUGGAAUCGGCGCAGAGACCGCUGCAUACUUCGCGGAGGCCGGUGCAUCUCGAAUUGCUCUCCUGGGCCGUCGAGAACAGCCACUGGUGGACACCAAAGCUUCUCUCAAGCAAAAGUUCCCUCGGCUCGAUGUCUUUAUCGCACCCACCGACGUGACAAACAAAAAGCAAGUGGAUGCCGCCUUUGAGACAUUCCUCGGAGAUGGCAAGCUUCAUGUCUUGGUUAGCAACGCCGCAACCAUCGGGCCCCAGGACGGUGUGGAGGAUGUGGAGAGCGAAGCUUUCAUGAAAAGCAUUGACCAAAACUUGAAAGGAUCGCUUCUCGUUGCCCAAGCGUUCCUUCGUUAUGCAUCACCAGAGGCAGUCGUUAUCGAGACCAAUUCAUCAGCAGCCCAUUUGACAUUCGGUCCUAAAUUUGCUGCAUAUAGCAUCGCCAAGUUUGCAGUAUAUCGACUAUGGGAUUUCCUGGCUGCGGAGAAACCAAACCUCAGCAUUUUUCAUGUCCAGCCUGGUGUAGUGGAUACUGCAAUGAAUAAAGAAGCCGGAGGGGUUGCUGCUCUCGGAAUUGAGGAUCAUGUCUCUCUCCCAGCGAGCUUUUACGUUUGGCUGGCAAGCCCUGAGGCCCAAUUCCUGAAAGGGAAAUUCCUUUGGGCGAACUGGGAUGUCGACGAGCUCAAGGCUAAAGCUAAAGAGAUUGAGGCGGGUUCCUAUCUUGGGAUUGGACUUGUUGGAUGGCCAUUCCAGCAAGGGGACUGGGAACUACAGGCCAAUUUCUGA
This is a messenger RNA of Penicillium daleae, 897 nucleotides long. RefSeq names its product SDR family oxidoreductase. Gene Ontology annotation, molecular function: oxidoreductase activity. NCBI's taxonomy places the organism in Eukaryota, Fungi, Ascomycota, Eurotiomycetes, Eurotiales, Aspergillaceae. The record is from RefSeq and is a predicted model, not a curated record. The coding region runs from base 1 to 897 and encodes 298 amino acids. Gene Ontology annotation, cellular component: cytosol. The transcript has 2 exons.